Molecule: messenger RNA, 147 nt
Organism: Phytophthora nicotianae INRA-310
Lineage: Eukaryota; Oomycota; Peronosporomycetes; Peronosporales; Peronosporaceae
Exons: 2
Coding region: 1-147 (48 amino acids)
Source: RefSeq, a predicted model, not a curated record
AUGGAAAUUCCUCGGGACCUGCUUAUACUCGGUUCAUGCUUUAACUCAGCACAAGGGCACGACGUGCAACAAGUUUCCAUUGGACCCACCGGUUAUCUCUGGAAGUUCCCGAGAUACCGCAUCGCCCGUCUUAUGGACCUGGUCUAA